CACACACACACACACAACGCGAGUCAGACACGUGGGUCCACUCGUGACGUCGUUUGGUGAGCGACAGAGUCAUCUGGAGCUGCACGGACAGGGUUUUGGGUAACGUGAUUACUUUUAAACCCCCGCCUGAAAAUGGUCAAAUCGGGGAAACUUCGGUCCGGGACCGGCUCGAAACUCAAACGGUGGAAGAAAGGACACAGCAGCGAUUCAAACCCGCAGACCAGCCGCUUUCGACAGGCUGCUAAAAGCCGCUUCUUCAGCAGACCCUCCGAAAAGAGUGAUCUAACAGUUGAUGCUCUUAAGCUGCACAAUGACCUGCAGACAGGUCCUCUGGAGCUUAGUGCAGGUGGCCGUCAAGACGCCAGCAUGGAAGAGGAGCCAGAUGAGGCGCUUUCACAAAGGACCUCUGGCACCUUCCUCAGCGGCCUGUCCGACUGCUCCAACCUGACCUUCAGAAAGGUGCAGCGCUACUGGGAGUCCAACUCAGCUGCUCACAAAGAGAUCUGUGCAGUGUUGGCAGCUGUUACUGAGGUGAUCCGUGGUCAAGGAGGGAAGGAGACUGAAACGGAGUACUUUGCUGCUUUGAUGACAACCCUGGAGGUUGUGGAUUCAGCAGAAUCGCAGGCUGCGGUAGCGUACCUCCUCAACCUCGUCAUGAAACGGGUUCCUGCUCCUGUGCUCAUGUCUAAGUUUUCAGACACCACCAAGGCUCUGAUGGACGUCAUGUCUAAACAGGCCACGUCUGACACCGCCUCAGCUCUCAGAUGGAUCUUGUCAUGCCUGGCCACUUUGUUGAGGAAGCAGGAUGCAUCUGUCUGGACUUACCCAUCUACUCUGCAGGCUUAUCACGGCCUUCUCAGCUUCACAGUGCACAGCAAGCCUAAGGUCCGUAAAGCAGCACAGCAGGGUGUUUGCGCCAUUCUCAGAGGUAGUGACUUCCUGUUUACGGAUAAUGCACCAAGCCAUCACCCUGCUGCAGUGACCACAGCCAAGUUCUGCAUCAAAGAAAUGGAGCAGGCAGGAGGCAGCAAAGAGGACACCACCACACUUCAUGUUCUGGGUCUCAUGAAGGAGUUGAUGGGGACGUUUCCUCUGGGAGCUGUCAAGUCCUGCUGUGAGACUCUGCUGCGAGUGAUGACGCUCAGCCAUGUGCUGGUGACAGCGAGCGCCAUGCAGGCCUUUCAUAGGCUGUUCAGCGGGAAGCCAAAUGCAUCGACCCUCUCACCAGAACUCAAUGCACAGAUCAUCACGGCUCUGUAUGACUACCUGCCCAGUGACAAUGACCUGCAGCCUCUGCUGGCCUGGCUUUCUGUCAUGGAGAAAGCACACGUUCACUUGGCGAGUUUGCAGAGUUCUCUGAGUUUGGGACACCUCCCUCGCCUCUUCUCUGCUGCCACGUCCUGCCUGUUGUCGCCCCACACACAGGUGGUUUCUGCAGCCACCAAUACACUGAAGACUUUGUUGACUGAAUGUGUUGGCCCUCGCAUGGAGGAAAUGGGCAUGAUCACGCCCACAGCCUCUGCAGGAAACCCCUCAUAUGUCUGCAAAAUGUUCCGCAUCGUAGAAGAGGGACUGUCCUAUCGCUUCCAUGCCUCCUGGCCUUUCGUGCUGCAGAUCCUGGGCUGCUUCUAUCGAGUUGCAGGGAAACGGGCUCACCCUAUCAUGACCAAGUCACUGCAGUCUCUGGCAGACCUGCGCUCCACUCCUCAGUUCCCCUUCAGCGGUGAGUUGGACCUGGCUAUAGGAGGAGCUGUAGAGAGCAUGGGGCCUGAAGUUGUACUGGGUGCUGUGCCUCUCAACAUCACCGGCUACGAGGAUGACUUGGAGUUCCCACGCAGCUGGCUGGUCCCGGUCAUACGGGAUCACGUGAAGAACACUCACCUCGGUUUCUUUGCUUCUUAUUUCCUCCCUCUGGCUUCUACGCUCAAGCAGAGAGCUGAUGAGUUGGAGGAAGCAGGGCAGAAACUUGAAGCCAAAGUCUACCAGACGUUACAGCUACAGAUUUGGACCAUGCUCCCUGGCUUCUGUACAUCUCCUGUGGACCUGCUGACCUCCUUCAAAGGCAUCGCCCGUGUACUCGGCAUGGCUAUUAACGAACGGGCAGACCUGAGACUCACAGUGUGCCAGGCUCUACGCACCAUCAUCACCAAGAGCUGCUCCACUGAGGAAGAAAAGGUAGAAGUGGGCCGCUUCUCCAAGAACUUCCUGCCAAUCUUUUUCAACGUAUACAGCCAGCAGCCUGCAGCCGGCGAGUCCGGCACCUACAGAAUGGCUGUACUAGACACCAUCAAGGUCUACUUAACUGUCACAGAAACACCGAUGAUCUGCACAUUCCUGCAAAAAGCUACAGACAGACUGAGCAGCGCAGACAGCACAGAGUUCACACGGCUCUCAAUGAUGGACCUUGUGGUUGCCAUGGCGCCCUCAGUAGACGAGGCCACCAUGACUAAAACCUUUGAGCUGAUUAGGCCAUAUUUGGAGAGCUCCAAAGAGCCAGGCAUGCAGAAGAAGGCGUACCGUGUGCUGGAGGAGAUGUGCGGAGGAGAGAGCGACGAGUGUAGGUCGUUUGUCGUGGCAAAUCUGGAAACACUCAAAGUUGUCCUGCUCGAGACUCUGAAAAACGCCUCUUCACCUGCAAAGAGGCCGAGACUGAAGUGUCUGAUCCACAUCGUGAAAAGGCUCAGCGAAGAACACAAAGACUUUAUCUCUGCUCUGCUUCCAGAGGUUAUUAUAUGUACCAAAGAGGUGUCUGUUGGGGCUCGUAAGAACGCCUACAAUCUACUGGUGGAAAUAGGAAACGCAUUUGUCCGGUUCUGUGGGAACGCAAAAGAUGCCAUGGACCAGUAUUUGCUGUUGGUGUACGCAGGACUCACAGGCUCUGUGACCAUGAUCACCUGCACAGUGUUGGCGCUAACUCGGCUCAUGUUCGAGUAUAAAGACGCCAUAGACGUGGCCACCAGAGAGCAGCUGCUUCACAAUAUUUGUCUGCUGCUGUCGUCUCGUACCAGAGAGAUCGUCAAAGCCGCCUUGGGCUUCAUUAAGGUCAUCCUCUUCAUCAUGGACCCCAAGACGCUGGCGUCACAUGCCACUGUCAUGAUGGAAGGCGUUGGGAGCAUCAAAGACGAUGUGAGGAGACACUUCAGAACCAAACUGAAGAACAUCUUCACUAAGUUCAUCAGAAAGUUUGGUUUUGAGCUGGUGAAGAGCAUGUUGCCUGCAGAACACCACAAGGUGCUCGCAAACAUCCGCAAGGCUGAGGCUCGCACCAAGAGGCGAAAACAGGCCGCAGAGCAGCAGGACGACUCGGAGAGCGAAGAGGAAGCACCUAAAGCAAAGAGCAAAAGUAUUGAGGAGAUCCUUGCAGAGUCAGACAGCGAUUUGUCAGAUGACGAAGGAAAGGCCGGUAAUGCUCAGAAGAAGGCAGGCAAACCGCAGAAAGGACGGGCCUGGCUCAAAGAAGGAGGGGAAGAUGACCCACUUAACUUCCUGGACCCCAAGGUUUCCCAGAGAGUGCUAGCUACAAACCCGGCAAUGAAAAAGAGUGCCAAGGUUGAGCACGGCUUCAAAGUGACGUCAGACGGGCGGUUGAUCAUCAGAGAGGAUGACGAGGAGGAUGUAAAGGACAAAGACGAGGGAGAGAUGAAAGAUAUCCUAGAAGAGGCUGGAGUCAAGAGUAAAAAGACACAGAAAAGAAAGUUCCGAGAUGACAACUUUGAUGAAGACAUGGACAUUGAGCCUGAUCUCAAAUAUAAAGCCGGAGGCUCGGGUAUUCACAGACCCCUGGGAGGAAGGGAAGACAUUGGGGGAGACUACAAGUCAAAGAAAGGAAAAGGAGACGUGAAGAAAAAAGGAAAGCUCGAUCCUUACGCGUACAUCCCUCUGAAGAAGGCCCAGCUCAAUCGCAGGAAGCGUGCAAAACUGCAGGGCCAGUUCAAGGGCAUGGUGAGAGGAGCACAGAAGGGGGCGCUGUCUGGGAAGAAAAUGCAGAAGAGAAAGGGGAAAGCCUGAAGAACAUGCUUAUACUACUCCAAGGACUUGAAAUGCGAUGCGUGUGUGUGGUGGUGUGUUCAUAAACAUACUAAAAUGUAGACAUACACCUUGGAUGUGUGUGUCUGUGUGUGUCUGUGUGUGUGUUUCAGACAGCCUGGAGGUGAAACCAGUUUGUUUUUAAACUGUUCCAUCUUUGUAAGCUCUAGGACAACUCAAUAAUAGGUAUGUGUGUGUUGAAUGUGCCGUCCUGCCUUGAUGGAUAUUGACAGACUAAAGAGAAAACUGUGACCUGCUGUGUAUGCAUCAGUUAAACUCUCCCUUUAGAUAAACAAAAAUGUAUUUAUGUAUGAACAUUGUCUAGAUAUGUAAGAUGUACAAUAAGUCUGGAGAAGGUUUGUGGAGAGUAAUGUCCUAUUUGAACACUUGAGGGCGCUGUAGACUUCCUGCUUGUUAACAGUGUAUAAGAGUACUCCUGAAUACAUUUAAAAUGAUUUAAAUACAAAUUUAAAACAG
This is a messenger RNA of Larimichthys crocea (large yellow croaker), 4503 nucleotides long. RefSeq names its product ribosomal RNA processing 12 homolog (gene rrp12). The transcript is spliced from 34 exons. The coding region runs from base 133 to 4008 and encodes 1291 amino acids. The record is from RefSeq and is a predicted model, not a curated record. Lineage: Eukaryota; Metazoa; Chordata; Actinopteri; Sciaenidae.